Messenger RNA from Fusarium venenatum, 3033 nucleotides. RefSeq lists its product as uncharacterized. Lineage: Eukaryota; Fungi; Ascomycota; Sordariomycetes; Hypocreales; Nectriaceae. The record is from RefSeq and is a predicted model, not a curated record.
AUGGCCGAGUUCGCUGCUGUCGGAGUCGCAGCCAGCAUUUUGCAGGUGAUCGACUUUGGCACUCGCUUCAUUGCUACCGCCUGGCAGCUCAAUAAUUCCGAGCACGCUUUUAUCACGAGUCUCGACGACCUACGUAAAACGUCGAAAAACUUUAGAGAUGCUCAGCGCACUCUGCAGAGCACCAAUCCGGGACCGAGCACAGCGAUAGACUCGCUGGUGCAGAAAAGUAUUGUGAUCUCGGAAGAAAUGACGAAUUCGAUGGAUAAGAUUGGUCGUGGAAGGAGCACUUUGAAGAAGGCCUGGCUAGCACUUUGGAAGGAGGAAAAGCUCAAGACCCUCGAAGUAAGGUUGAGAGAUGUGCAGCUGGAUUUGACGUUUCACAUGACAGUCGACCUCAGGUCGGUCGUGCGGGACAGCGCGGAAAAACAGGAUCAAAUACUAAGAGAGCUUCGCAAGUCAGGCUCAAAGAACUCGAAAGAGGAGGCGGAAAGCUCAGUUGACUCGACAUUAGGCUAUGGAGCUUCGAUAGUCGAGUGUUUGACUGACGGCCUUCAGCUUCAUGAUAAGAUCAAGUCAGAGCUAAUUGGCGAUUUGGUUGCCAAUAUAUACAGCUUCGAGGGGGAGUAUUCGGGCAUUUCCGAUGCCUCUCACAUCCAGCUACCAGAUGAAAGGAGGACUAAACUGGAGCAACUAUUCAUCUCCAGACUCUGCUACGACACUAUGCAAGAGAGGGAAUUGACCAUCAAAGAUGCCCACGAGGGCACAUUUCGCUGGGUCUUUGAAGAUAACGGUAUCACCGGCUUCAAGGACUGGCUCGAAUCCGAUGAAACACUUUACUGGAUUACUGGGAAGCCAGGAUCGGGCAAGUCUACUUUAAUGAGAUAUCUACUUCAACCUGUCGAUCAAAAACAAUACGGCAACAAUGGAUCAGCCACAGGGUCCAUGGACCCAGAGAGAGCAGUUCUCCAUCAUGGCAGAUGCGAGCAACAUCUAAAACAAUGGGCAGGAAAUGAUAAUAAGCUCACAGUCGUCUCCUUUCACUUUUGGGCCGUGGGAUCAAAGCUACAAAGGUCCAAAGAGGGUCUCCUCCGGACACUACUUGUACAACUUCUCCGUGCCCAUCCAGAAGUCAUUCCCGUGGUUGCUCCGUUGCGGUGGGAAUCUCUGUGCCUGUUCAACCUUGAUCCCAAGAGCUUCAGCCAGAUCGAGCUGGGCGAUAUGUUUCAACGAGCAAUUGUCUAUAUCAGUACUCAUGCCAAGCUUGCCAUGUUUAUCGAUGGCUUGGAUGAGUUUGACGGCAACUGCUAUGAUCUCAUUUCACUUGUGCAGAGCUGCGUGGAAUCUCCCAUCAAGAUAUGCGUCUCCAGCCGUCCUUGGGUAGAGUUUGAGGGGGCCUUUGGGGAUUGUUCUAGGCUUAAAAUGGAGGAUUUGACUCACCAGGAUAUCUCGGAUUACGUCUUGGCGAAAUUUGAAGCCGAUGCUCAGUUCAAAGGUCUACAGCGAAGGCAAGCCCGUGUCGCCAAGGAGCUCAUUGAAUCCAUCGUUAAGAAGUCCAGUGGCGUGUUCUUAUGGGUCACCAUCGUUGUAGCUUCCCUCCUGGCGGGCAUAGGAGCAGGCGAUCGUGUUGAAGAUCUCCAGAAGCGGCUUGGUCUACUUCCGGCAGAAAUCAAGAACCUUUACGAAAGGAUACUUGAGAAUAUUGAUCCUGGAUACCGUGAGCAUACUGCCCAGCUCCUCAAGCUGAUGGCGGCAUUUAAGAGGUCGCCUUCGCCACUAUUGUUUUGGUACGCAGAUGAGGUGGAUUUUAUGGACCGAGCGAUCAAAGGAGAAUCCGGCAACUUAUCGCGUGAUGAGGCAUCGGAACGGGUAGAAGACAUUCGUCGUCGCCUUAACAGCCGAUGCAAAGGCUUACUGGAAGUCCACAACGGCACAAUCCCGGGCUUUGCAUUCCCAUUUAGUUCGCGUUUUGGAGGCACUGUUGAUUAUCUACACAAGACGGUGUACGAGUUUGUCUGUAGCCGCAGAACUCAACGAAGGCUUCGGAAGUAUCUCAAACAGCCAUAUGAUGCCAACCUCAGAAUCGCGGCGGCGUAUGGUGCCUUGACUAAGAGUGCAGCCAACUGGGAUGGCAAAAAACUCAAAGCCAGAUCCAGAGACGUUGACCCUCAAAGGAGUCAUUUGACUACAAAUCUCAUUGCCUGUUUGGAUCAUGCCUCUGCUGUACAUUCCGAUUCAAGUAAACCAGUUGUACGAUUGUUGGACCACCUGACCAGCGCCACGAAUCUCAUGCUUCCCGAUAUAUGGCAACUGGUAAGUGACAGCAGGCCUUGCAUAAACCACGAUGCCCCAAACAACCACUGGACGGGCCACUUGAGCUCUUUUGACGGCUUCAGUGGUCUGGGACCCAGCGAAAGGAUGCUAUGCUUGGCAACUUCAAUGUCGGUGGUAGAGUAUGUUAGGGCAAGAGCAAAGCCACGAGGCUAUGUUGUCAGACUAGACGCAACGGCUAGUCGGCCGCAAAAGGGGUUAACCCAGCUAGCCGGGCGGAUGAUAUAUAAAUUGCUCGGCUACAACAGGGUUCCCCUUCUCUCUCUUGUUUGCUUCUCCGGACGCGACAGCGCACCGAUAAUUGAACACUUGCUCAGUAAAGGAGCAAGGCCAAACGCAAAAUUUUCGAGUACUGGUGGUAUCACUAUAAAGCGAUUGACGCCCUGGGAAGAAAUCUUGGCACAGGCUUUCCGAUAUUGUGCUGCAUAUGAGGAAGACAACAAGCAUAAAGACAAUGUGCUGAGAUGUGUGCGUCAGAUGGUGGACGCGGGGGCCAAGGUCAAUCUCAAAACAGUCAAAACAGCAAAGAAGCUUGCUUCAUUAAAUGUCGACGAGGAAGAGGCGUACCAAUGCCUUAAGCGCAUGAAGUCAGAUCCGGAUGCUCGGCUUGAGGUUGUGGUGAAGGAAUACUCAAACGCGAGUUCAUAUUACACACCAACGACGGUCUCCUCCUAUACCGCGUCAUUAUCAUCAGUCUCAGGUUAG